GGGAAGAGGGUGGGAAAAAAAAUCGGAUAAAAUAAGCGUCGGGCGCCAUCAGGCAGCAACUCGGUGUUCCUGUGAGCCGACAAUGGCCAAACUGGAGCAAGUGCUGAUACUAGAACCGCCCAUCGAGCUCAAAUUCAAAGGUCCAUUUACAGAUGUAGUAACAACAAAUCUCAAAUUGAAAAACCCUUCAGAUAAGAGGGUUUGCUUCAAAGUGAAGACUACAGCACCACGCCGGUACUGUGUACGGCCCAACAGUGGAAUUAUUGACCCAGGAUCAAUGGUUACUGUUUCAGUAAUGUUGCAACCUUUUGAUUAUGAUCCAAAUGAGAAAAGCAAACACAAAUUCAUGGUACAAACAGUCUAUGCUCCUGCUGGUGCUGCAGAUAUGGACGCAGUAUGGAAGGAUGCAAAGGCUGAAGAUCUGAUGGACUCCAAACUCAGAUGUGUCUUUGAGCUACCUUUUGAAAGUGAGAAAUCGGUCCAGUCGCCGGGCUCGGCCUGCGGCAGCAACCUUCCCACCAUGUGCCGACCCGGGAAUGAUCUAGAAACAAGCAAAUCUGCAGCAGUAACGAAUGCUCCUAAAUCUGAAGGUCUGCCAAUGCCAAAAUCUGUCAGUACUUCACUGGAUGACAUUGAAGUGAGGAAACUAAUGGAGGAGUGCAAGAGGCUUCAAGCAGAAUUGGCGAAAAUAACAGAUGAGAAUCGACAGUUGAAAGAUGAUGGACUGAGGCUGAGGAAGGCUGCCCAGUCAGGCAACCCAGUGUCAUCCACAUCUAAUGCCGCAGUCAGAGACCACGGCUCCACUGCUCUUCCUUCCCUCCUUGUUGUAAUUGCAGCCAUUUUCAUUGGAUUCUUUCUAGGGAAAUUCAUCUUGUAGAGAAAGCAUGCAAGUUAUUGGGGCCUGAAAUGUUCUGUUAAUCUGCCAUAUCGUUGGUAGUAUGGCUCACAGUGACCAUGUUCGUGUACAGCAUCUUACAGGCCUUGCCUUUAAUGAUCUCACACAAUUAGAACACAAAAAUACUUUCAGUUCUUGGAUAAUUGGAGUUGUAUAUUGUCAAAACAUCAAUAGCAGAUGUCUCAAGGUUUCACAUAAGUCCUUGGAAAAUAAUGACUUGUUCUCUCUGUGGUUUAAUAAGAGUUGAAUGAAAUGUUAAGUGUCUUGUAAAUGUUAUUUUAAUCCUUUUAAAUUUUGUUACCUGUUGCUGGAUACCUCUUGAAAUUUUUCAUUUUAUAGUCAAGUUGCUCAUGCCACUUGUUUGCCAGUAAUGAGAGAUGUACUGAAAUACAAAAAAGGUGCCUCCUUGUAAAUUAUCCCCCAUUUCCUUGCUGUUGAAGGCCGACAAGUUUAUCAAUGCAGAGUUUCUCCCUAGCCACAGAAACAUCCCCGUGAGGCAAAUGUUGAUUGAAAGCUCUUCAUUCUUACAAUCCUGUCCCAUGGUAUUUAACAAAAAUAAAAUCUUUAACAUGUUAAA
Molecule: messenger RNA, 1472 nt
Organism: Leucoraja erinaceus (little skate)
Lineage: Eukaryota; Metazoa; Chordata; Chondrichthyes; Rajiformes; Rajidae
Gene: vapal
Product: VAMP (vesicle-associated membrane protein)-associated protein A, like
Exons: 7
Coding region: 83-877 (264 amino acids)
Biological process (GO): neuron projection development
Cellular component (GO): endoplasmic reticulum membrane; plasma membrane
Molecular function (GO): FFAT motif binding
Source: RefSeq, a predicted model, not a curated record